AGCGUUUGCACUGUCCAACCACAGCUCCAUCAAACCAUCCUGCAGCCUUUGCGCCACAUCAAUCGCCGCGUCUUCAUGUCUGCUGCCUCCCGACCUACCUUGCGCAUCCGAGGCGCAGACGACAUGCAUCAUCACUUGCGUGACGGCGCCGCCUUGGGGCUCACGGUGCCCCAAGCAUCUGCUCAGUUCCGCCGAGUCAUUGUGAUGCCGAAUCUCGUGCCGCCGGUCACCACCGCGGCAUUGGCCAUCGCUUAUCGUGAACGUAUCCUCCAGCACGUACCUGUAGGCCGCGCCUUCGAGCCAUUGAUGACGUUGUACAUGACCGACGGCACGACUCCUGCGAUCAUCCGCGAGGCGAAGGCGUCUGGUGUCGUGUUUGCCGUCAAGUACUACCCCGCGGGUGCCACGACGAACUCGGACUCCGGCGUGACCAAGAUCGAGAACAUCUACCCCGUGCUGGAGACCAUGGCGGAGAUUGGCAUGCCCCUGCUCGUGCACGGCGAAGUGACCGACCAAGCCGUAGACAUCUUCGAUCGCGAAGCCGAGUUCAUCCGCACGGUGCUCGUCCCUUUGAUCGCUCGGUUUCCGACGCUAAAGCUGGUCAUGGAGCACAUCACGACCGCCGACGCCGUCGCGUUUGUCGCCCAAGCGCCGGCCAACGUCGCGGCCACGAUCACGUGCCACCAUCUCCUGUACAACCGCAACGCCAUUUUCCAAGGUGGCCUGCGACCGCACAAGUAUUGCCUCCCGGUGCUCAAGCGCGAAACCCAUCGGUUGGCACUGCUGGAUGCUGUCAAGAGCGGCAACCCCAAGUUCUUUCUCGGAACCGACAGCGCGCCGCAUAUUGUAGACAAGAAACAUUCUGGCUGCGGUUGUGCUGGGAUCCACACGGCGCACGCAGCGUUGGAACUGUACGCGGAAGCGUUCGAGUCGAUUGGGAGCCUCGACAAAUUCGAGGCGUUUUGCAGUGUGUAUGGCGCCACCUUUUACGGGCUUCCUCUGAACGAAGGCCCGUCGGUGGAACUGGUGCCUAAGACGUGGACUGUGCCAGCUUCGUACCCGUUCGAAUCGAGCCAAGUCGUGCCGCUGCGUGCGGGAGAGUCGAUUGCGUGGAAAAGAUUGGAUGCAUAAACAACGAGUUACUGUAGCACGAUUGGUUUUAUCACCGGGGUUGAAUAAAAAAUAAAUACUACGGUA
Aphanomyces astaci is the source of this 1197-nucleotide messenger RNA. RefSeq names its product dihydroorotase, homodimeric type. Lineage: Eukaryota; Oomycota; Saprolegniomycetes; Saprolegniales; Verrucalvaceae. Gene Ontology annotation, molecular function: dihydroorotase activity. Bases 76 to 1131 code for a protein of 351 amino acids. Gene Ontology annotation, cellular component: cytoplasm. The transcript has 5 exons. The record is from RefSeq and is a predicted model, not a curated record. Gene Ontology annotation, biological process: 'de novo' pyrimidine nucleobase biosynthetic process; pyrimidine nucleotide biosynthetic process.